Hibiscus syriacus is the source of this 3275-nucleotide messenger RNA. RefSeq names its product COP1-interacting protein 7-like. The transcript is spliced from 8 exons. The annotation marks the transcript as partial. Gene Ontology annotation, biological process: response to light stimulus; positive regulation of DNA-templated transcription. Lineage: Eukaryota; Viridiplantae; Streptophyta; Magnoliopsida; Malvales; Malvaceae. The record is from RefSeq and is a predicted model, not a curated record.
CCUGCAAAUAAAAAAAAUGAAACAGCGCAGGGUCCAAUGAGAGAAUAAAAAAGAAACUUCCCAACGGUUACAAUUUCACCACAUUAUCUGGAAAAAAAAAACAUAUAACGGAACAUGUUUCUGUUACAAAGAUCCAACAAUGGAUGAACUCAUCCUAUGAAGAUUCAGUGCUUGCUCAUUUGUCUGUCUGUGUCUAAACCAUGGACUUCAACACACGUCUUGAUUACGCUUUGUUCCAACUCACUCCAACUAGAACCAGAUGUGAUCUGGUGAUUUUUGCUGGAAAAGAGAAUGAGAAAUUGGCGUCUGGAUUGUUAGAUCCCUUCAUUUCACAUCUCAAAGCUGCUAAAGAUCAGAUAUCAAAAGGUGGCUACUCUAUAACUCUUCGUCCAGUUGGUUCAACUCCUUCCUGGUUCACUAAAGGCACUCUCCAAAGGUUCGUGAGGUUUGUUAGCACACCAGAAGUUCUUGAGAGAUUCGUGACAGUUGAUAGAGAGAUUGAACAGAUUGAAAAUUCAAUUCAAUCAAGUGAAGCAUCGCAUGCUGCUGUGGCGACAGAGACAGAUGUUAUUUCAGGGAAUUUCCAGAAAACAUUUUCUUCAUCUAAGUCAAAUGGUGAAUUCAAUGGAACUGGAGAUUCUGUUCAAGAAGAAAAUUCAAAGGUUCGACUUCAACGAGUUCUGGAAACUCGGAAAAAAGUACUUUCUAAAGAACAAGCAAUGGCUUAUGCUCGAGCCUUGGUUGCCGGUUAUGAACCCGAUAAUAUCGAUGAUCUCAUAUCUUUUGCCGAUGCUUUCGGUGCUUCACGAUUAAGGGAAGCCUGCAUAAAUUUCAUGGACUUGUGCAAGAGAAAGAAUGAAGAUAGGCUUUGGAUGGCUGAAUUAGCAGCAAUGCAAGCAAGUCCUAGACCAGACUUGUCCUACCUAGGAACAUCCGGGAUUGUACUUGCUGGAGAAGGAAAUGAUCCGAAUCAAAAUUCAAUGAUGAAUUUCUCUAGGGCAAAGCAGAAUGGUUCAACCGAUGCAUCUGAUGCGGGGAGUGUGGAUAUGAACCCAGGUAAGGAGAGAUAUCCAAAUUUCUUCGGCCUUGAAUGAUGGUUGAUGUUCUGAAAUCACUUAACAUGUUCUACAGAUGGAAGAGCUCAAGUACAAAUGCAAUGGCCAUCCCAUGUUCCUCAGUUCAUGCACAAUUUUCAGGGUCCUGGAUUUCAACAAUUGCCUCCAUAUCAAGGUUACCUUUUUCCCGGUAUGCAUGCUCCGCCUCCGUUUUAUCCUGGGAACAUGAAUUGGCCUCCGCAUGUAGACGAUUCAAGUCUUGCUCGUGGUUGGGAACUGGACGAUCGUAGAAGUCAUAAAAAAUCUUCCAGGAGCAAGAAGAAGUCUUCGCGUGGUAAGGCGGAUGAAACUUCGAAGGAAGAUGAAUCGAGUGAGCCCAGUGAUUCAAGCUCUGAAGGUGAACCAGGACAGCAGGUUCGAACGAAAAAGCACCGAAAGAAAGCCUCAAGAAACGUAGUCAUCCGUAAUAUUAAUUACAUUUCUUCCGAGAGGAAUGGGGAAAAGGAUGGUGAUUCUGAAGAGGCUUCUGAUGAGGAUGAGUUCAUUAAUGGAGAUUCACUCAAGCAGCAAAUAGAGGAGGCUGUUGGAUCAUUGAACAAGCAACAUAAAUCGACCUCGCGACAUCAUAAGAAGCACGACGAAAGCAAGCAUAGAGAUACCGUUUCAUACGAUGAUGAUGAACACGAAACCAAGGUCGCCACUGCAAACAAUCCCUGGGAUGCUUUCCAAAACCUUCUCUUGCAGGAGAAGGAUUUGGAUUCUUCAGACCCUGCAAGGUUGCAAGAUGACCAUUUUGAAAACAAGGGUUCUGACAAUGGAAUCGGGAGGUCAUCCGCAUUUAAUUCGAACUCCGAGUCAGUAAGCAAUCAGCCUGCUGUGUCUGGUGAUCCUUUACAGAUGGAUAGAGGCAAUGAUGUUGAAAAUCGAGGUGGAAACUACAUAACAAAUGAAUUCAAUGGACUGGCUGUUAAGAGAAGAGAAAGCACAAAUGAGGAAUCGUUAAUGCUACAAGGCAAUGAUUCUCGGAUCAGUUCUCGAAAUGGUAUAUCAGAUUUUACCACAGAAUCUAAUAUGAUCAAAUAUCAAAAAGAAGGAGACUGGUUUAUGAACAAUCAACUGGAUAAAUCAGCAAACCAGGAUGAGAUCAUAGGCAUCAAAAUGUUUGACGGGGAAAAUGCUUCUUCGUUAGCUGCAGAACGUUUUGUCACUGAGGUAAACAAUAAUGAUGUUUUUGUAGAUGACUCUUUGAUGAUUCAAGGUCCACCAAUGGGAGAAGAUCAACUUGAUUCUCAGUUAAGGAUUGGUGUUGACAUGGUUCCAGAAAUCGAAACUACUCGAUACGAAAAUGGCAAAGCAGAAACCUUACAAAAGGCUGCUUCUGUUCCAUAUGAACCAGAUGACCUUUACAUGAUGCUUGGACGUGAUUCAGCUGACAUCGAUGCCAUCACUUCUCGAACUCCGGAAAUCGACUACGAAAUGAAUGUAUUAUCUGUUGAAGCAAAUGGUAGACACUCGGAUAUCACAACAACCGGUGCUGAUGACAAAGAUACUAAAGGUAAAACAGAUGGAAGUUCAAAAGGGAAACUUCCGAAUAAAGAAUCGCUAUCUAGAGUUCCGAACCGAUCACUUGUCAAGAACAAAUCAGACAUGGCAUCAAAGAUCAGGAAACCACCAGCUGGAAGCAGAACCGCGGUCCGGAAAUCUAGAUUUGAUCAGGAAGAGGAGAUUCGAAAGAGAAUUGAGGAGUUACGGAUUCAGCGCCAGAAGAGGAUCGCGGAGAGAAGUGCAGCUAAUGGUUCUAAACCAGUUACUUCCGGGAGAAACUCCGUGGAAAAUAAUGCCUCCUCAACUCCUAUGAAGAAUCAACCCAAGAUUCAGGACAUUAAGAAAGUACCAAAGCCAGUUCUAAGACUUUCCACUAUCGAACGCCUUGCAACUACUCGGAACACUUCUAAGGUCUCAUCACCUGAAUCAAGACUAAACCAGCCAAAAAAAUUGACAUUGACAACCGGAUCUCAGAAGGCUAAAUCAUGCACAAACAAAUCAAAAGCUUCAGAUAAGAAAAUUGGCGCAAAUAAGGUUCGUUCCAAUGACUCUGAUGAACAUGGAAAGGACUCAAAAGAGGUAACAAUCACACCCGAAGCAACUCAACAAACUGCUAUUGUUGGUGAUUCCAAAGACAUCCAGGAGUUGCAGAGUACUACUUCGAUCGUAACACCG